AUACCCUCUUUCAACCUUUCAGCCCAUCCACCUCGCCGCUUCCUUUCUCCGCGCAGCCAUGAGGACCACUGUGGUCGCCGUUGUCAUGGUGAUCUUCUGUGUGAUGAUGGCGGAUGCAGACCUGAAGCCUCAGAGGGAUUUCAACCUACAGAGGUUUGCAGGGAAAUGGUACCGGGUGGGCCUGGCCUAUGACUCUGCAUCGUUUGUCCCCUUCAGAGACAAACUGAAGGCCUCCAUGGGCGUUGUUACAGCACUGCCAAACGGCGACGUUAACCUCACAAUGUGGGACGCCACACCUUUAGGUUGUCAGGUUAUGGUGUACAACUAUGAGAAGACCAACGUACCUGGACAGUUCACCUACUUCAGCACACGCCAUAACAUGGUGAAGGACAUCACAGUGAUGGACACAAACUACACUGACUACGCUGUGGUUCUCAAACACAAGGUUUUCAACAGAGAUUACACACAGGUGGCUCUUUAUGGUCGCACUCAAACGGUCAGAAUUGAUGCUAUUAACAAGUUUAAAGCCUUUGCCUUGUCCCUGGGUUUCUCCAGAGGUUCUAUUCUGAGUCCACCUCCAGCAGAAAAUUGCCCACCAUCAAGAUCUGGUUAGGUUCCCUGAUGUGCCUGAGAUGUUUAUUUUAGAAGUUUGAAUAGAAGAUUAUUUUCGUAGCUCUGCUGUGCUGACAUAGUUAAAUAAACAAUAUUAACCUCCA
This is a messenger RNA of Perca flavescens (yellow perch), 716 nucleotides long. RefSeq names its product prostaglandin D2 synthase a (gene ptgdsa). Bases 59 to 613 code for a protein of 184 amino acids. NCBI's taxonomy places the organism in Eukaryota, Metazoa, Chordata, Actinopteri, Perciformes, Percidae. Gene Ontology annotation, molecular function: small molecule binding. The transcript has 7 exons. The record is from RefSeq and is a predicted model, not a curated record.